AUGGAGGGAAAGAAAUGCUUCUACAUCACGGAGAAGGGGAAGAAGCAAAACUUUAAAAAGAUCAAGCUGAUCACCUUCGACCUGGACCACACCAUAUGGAACAUCGAUGGUUUGCUAAAUUAUGCAGACGGGGAGUGCUACAAAUACAUGAAAAAAAACUACAAGAGAUUGUAUGACUACCUUCAGAAGGAGUACGAGCUGUCCAUCACUAAAUUGGUAAAAGAAUUGUUGGAAAAGAAAAUAGAUUCAAAUAAAGAUGGGGUUCAAAUUCUAACAAACAUACGAAUCGAUGCGUUAAAAUAUUUGGCCAAACAGACAAACUACGAUGAAGUGAAAUUCGUAUCGGAGGUGCAGGAGUUGUGGAAGGAGAAGAAGAACGAUGUGCACCUAUUCAUCAGUCCAGGGACUUUAGAAUAUUUAAGAGAACUCAAACAUAGGGGAUACAUCUUAGGAGCCAUCACAAAUGGAGACUCAGAUGUAAAUGGGAUCAAAUUCUUAAAUGAGAUUUUUACCUUUGUCAUUAGGUCCAUGGAUUAUAAUUAUUCCAAGCCAAGUGUAGAAAUUUUUAACAUAGCAGAGAAUCUUUUGAAAAAGAAGAAUCUGCACUUUGAGAUUGACCAGUGGAUGCAUGUAGGGGACGAUGUCUUCACAGACAUCAUGGGCGCGAAGAAUAAAAAUAUUAACUGUGCCUGGAUUACCAUGUUUCGGGAUGGUAGUGAAGUUCCCCCUAAUGAGUGGUACUCCUACUUGAAGUUGAAGCUGGAAAAAAACUGCGAUACACGCCUAUCUCAGUAUGACCCCUUUGCGGACGGGCUUUUUUCCCGCUUCCGCAGGAGGGAUGUCGUUCUUCCGUAUGAGUAUAUCGAUAUUGAGAUUCGUCACUGCCGGGAUUUGGACGCCAUCCUGGCGUAG
Plasmodium coatneyi is the source of this 912-nucleotide messenger RNA. RefSeq lists its product as uncharacterized. The record is from RefSeq and is a predicted model, not a curated record. Lineage: Eukaryota; Apicomplexa; Aconoidasida; Haemosporida; Plasmodiidae. The coding region runs from base 1 to 912 and encodes 303 amino acids. The transcript has a single exon.